Molecule: messenger RNA, 573 nt
Organism: Fusarium venenatum
Lineage: Eukaryota; Fungi; Ascomycota; Sordariomycetes; Hypocreales; Nectriaceae
Source: RefSeq, a predicted model, not a curated record
AUGCCCGCGGAGACACAUGAAAAUACCCGUGGAGGAUGUCUCGCGGGCUCAGAAGGGGAAUCAGGAAUGGGAGGGAUUUUGCAGGCAUCAUUUCUUGUCAAUCUGUCACCCAAGCUCACAGAUGAUGCCGCAUCGUAUCCCCCAAUAUGGAAUCCCGCCGCUUUUGUCGAAGGGAGUCAGGAUAUACAAACAAUUUCUCAUUCUGAUCAGCCUAAUGUGCCUAACGUCCUCCCUUCCGUCUCACCUCUCGUCGAACAGGGCCUGUCUUUUGACGGUUUCACCUCCAAUUUAAAUCCUAGAGAACCUACACCCACUUCAUCUUCGUCAAGCCCUCAAAAUCUGCAAAACUCCUCGAAGCCAUGUAAGAAAACCGAUGAAACAUCAAGAGCGCUUAUUCACAAACGUCAACGUAACACGGUUGCGGCAAGGAAAUAUCGUCAGAAGAAGAUGGACCGAAUUGCGGAAUUGGAGCAGGCUUUGGAAGCGGUUAAAGAGGAAAAGAAUGAUUUGGAGUUACAGCUUGCGAAGAAGGAUGCCGAAGUUAAUUUUUUGAGGGGAAUGCUGAGAAAGUAG